Punica granatum (pomegranate) is the source of this 1293-nucleotide messenger RNA. The record is from RefSeq and is a predicted model, not a curated record. Lineage: Eukaryota; Viridiplantae; Streptophyta; Magnoliopsida; Myrtales; Lythraceae.
UUCUCUUCCCUACUCUGCGUUUCAUUUCCUCUCCCCCAGGUCGCGUCCUCCUCUUCUUCCCCCUCGCACUCUCCUCGGUGACCCGCAAGAUCUCCAUUACCUCUCAAUCAUGGGCAAGGGUCCAGGCCUCUACACCGACAUUGGCAAGAAAGCCAGAGAUCUUCUCUACAAGGACUACCAGAGCGACCAGAAGUUCACCAUCACUACCUACUCGCCUACCGGAGUUGCUAUAACCUCAUCAGGGACGAAGAAGGGUCAGUUGUUUCUCGCUGAUGUCAAUACUCAGCUCAAGAACAGGAAUAUCACAACUGAUGUCAAGGUUGACACAAACUCCAAUCUCUCUACAACAAUUACUCUUGAUGAGCCAGCUCCUGGUUUGAAGACAAUCUUCAGCUUCAGACUUCCUGAUCAAAGAUCGGGCAAGGUUGAGGUCCAGUACUUGCAUGAGUAUGCAGGAAUAAGCUCGAGCAUUGGAUUGACUGCAAACCCUGUUGUUAACUUCUCUGGGGUUAUUGGCUCAAAUGCUUUGGCACUUGGCACUGAUGUUUGCUUUGACACCAAAACUGGAAAUUUCACCAAGUGCAAUGCUGGGUUGAGUUUCUCCAAUGCAGACCUGAUUGCAUCAUUGACCCUGAAUGACAAGGGAGACUCUCUGAAUGCUUCAUACUACCACAUAGUGAAUGCCGUAACCAACACUGCUGUCGGUGCUGAGGUGACCCACAGUUUCUCAACCAAUGAGAACACCAUCACUGUGGGAACUCAGCAUGCACUGGAUCCUCUGACCACAUUGAAGGGCCGUGUGAACAAUUCAGGCAAGGCUAGCGUCCUGAUCCAGCAUGAGUGGCGGCCCAAGUCGUUCUUCACCAUCUCUGGGGAGGUUGACACCAAGUCCAUUGAGAAGACUGCCAAAGUUGGGUUGGCUUUGGCUCUUAAGCCAUGAGCAAGAAGGCGAGGAGAGUCUGGUGCAUCUCAUUCUUGUGAGAGCAUUCUAUGACUGGCUUUAAGGAAGUGUCUAAAAGUCUGUUUAGACGGAAGUUUUCUCUUCUUCUUUCAAUUGGUCCCAGUUUUUUUUUUUUCUUUUGUUUUCAUUUUCCCAACUUAAGAGAUUGGAAGGAGGCAUUGCUUUCUUCUGAUUUAGGUCUCGACGUGAGUUGUAAAAAUAAGUUUCUGCGGAAUACUCCCUUUUACCCCUUGGGUUACUCUUUUUGAUUGAGGAGAACUUCUCAUUUCAAAAUGUCAGAAUAUGCGAUAAUGAGCCGUCGCAGAUGUCACGUCUGAGCAGCUUAUCUUGAA